Messenger RNA from Cynara cardunculus var. scolymus (artichoke), 1302 nucleotides. Its product is annotated as mitochondrial import receptor subunit TOM40-1-like. The transcript is spliced from 11 exons. NCBI's taxonomy places the organism in Eukaryota, Viridiplantae, Streptophyta, Magnoliopsida, Asterales, Asteraceae. The record is from RefSeq and is a predicted model, not a curated record. Gene Ontology annotation, cellular component: mitochondrial outer membrane; mitochondrial outer membrane translocase complex. The coding region runs from base 101 to 1027 and encodes 308 amino acids. Gene Ontology annotation, molecular function: transmembrane protein transporter activity. Gene Ontology annotation, biological process: protein import into mitochondrial matrix.
AUUUCUUCGUGGUUUUCAAAUCCUUCCAACUUCUACAAUAAACUGUUUACAGGUGAUUUCUUCUUCCAUUUCUGAACCAGCCUAACCAAUCUUGGUACCAAUGGCGGCCCUCGUUCCUCCUCCAGUCUCGCCGGCCGCGGCGGAAGCGAUCAAGCCGGAGAAAGUCGAUUACAUGGACCUGCCGACCCCUAUUCCUUACGAAGAAAUCCACCGGGAAGCCCUCAUGUCCUUAAAGCCUGAACAUUUCGAGGGGAUGCGUGUUGAUUUUACCAAAGGACUGAAUCAGAGGUUCUCACUGAGUCACAGUAUUAUCAUGGGACCCACCGAGAUUCCUUCUCAAUCCGCUGAAACAAUUAAAAUUCCUACUGCACACUAUGAGUUUGGUGCUAACUUCAUAGAUCCAAAGUUGAUGCUUUUCGGAAGGGUCUUGACCGAUGGGCGGGUUAACGCCAGAGUGAAAUGUGACUUGUCUGAGAAUCUUAGCAUGAAGGCCAAUGCUCAGCUUACAAGUGAGCCGCACAUGUCGCAUGGGAUGGUUAACUUUGACUACAAGGGUACCGACUAUAGGGCUCAAUUUCAACUAGGAAAUGGUGCCUUACUCGGAGCUAGUUAUAUACAGAGUGUGACCCCUAAUCUGUCCUUGGGCGGGGAAGUAUUCUGGGCUGGUCAGCAUCGUAAGUCUGGUCUUGGUUAUGCUGCCCGAUACAACACAGAUAAAAUGGUUGCUGCAGGACAAGUUGCUAGCACUGGAAUGGUGGCUCUUAGCUAUGUUCAGAAAGUGUCUGAAAAGGUUUCUUUGGCAUCUGAUUUGAUGUACAAUUACAUGUCAAGAGACGUCACUGCCAGCUUUGGCUAUGAUUAUAUCCUUCGCCAGUGUCGGCUUAGGGGCAAGAUCGACUCAAAUGGCUGCACAUCGGCUUUUCUUGAAGAAAGGUUGAAUAUGGGUCUCAAUUUUAUUCUUUCUGCUGAGAUCGACCACAUGAAGAAAGACUACAAGUUUGGGUUUGGAUUGACGGUUGGAGAAUAGGGAGAAGCAGCAGCAACGCGGGAUGCAGAAUCUACUCAUUGUUUCAAGUGAGUCAGCUUGUCAUACGAGACUGAUUAAAUUUUUUUCAUCUUACGGACAAUUUUGUACCUUUUUUGAGCAAUAUUGUUUGUGGCGGCAGUUCCAAAUGCAUGGAACAGUUUAGAGCAGCAUUCGUAGACGUUAAAUUUUGCAGUUUGGAGAUAUAAUUCAAUAUAAUUGUGGUUUCAGCCGUUUGUAUGGAUCAUAAUAAGGAUCAAUUUGCAUUGUUAGCGUAA